Messenger RNA from Ilex paraguariensis (yerba mate), 549 nucleotides. The record is from the annotation of a GenBank genome assembly. NCBI's taxonomy places the organism in Eukaryota, Viridiplantae, Streptophyta, Magnoliopsida, Aquifoliales, Aquifoliaceae.
AUGAUGGAGCUCAAGAAAGCUUCCGAUUCCGUCAAAUCAUGGGACACAACCUCCAUCUCUUUGGCAGCUGGCUGCGAUCUGUUCAUGCACUACGUAACAAGAACUUCAGCUCUGGAAUAUGAGGACUUUAAUUUGGCUAAGUCUCGCUUUCUUGAACGUUCAGAGAAAUGUGGGGAGAUAUCUUAUAAGCUCGCAAAAUCAUUGCCAUGCUUGGUCAAGAUUUUAUUUUUGACAGUUGUACCAUUUUGGUGCAUGGUUUCUCUCGAGUUUUAUGCACAGGGAAGGCCAGACAGGACAGGAUUACGAUUGUCCAAUGAGCUAGCAAAGCUUGAUGUUCUUGUGAAGCUCUUAAUAGACUCUGCUGUGGCAUAUAAUAUGGAUGAAGUAGACAUGAUAUUUGUUGGGGCGGAUGGAGUGGUGGAAAGCGGAGGUAUAAUUAACAUGAUGGGGACUUAUCAAAUAGCAUUGGUGGCUAAAAGCAAGAACAGACUGGUUUAUGUGGCUGCUAAAAGUUAUAAGGUAUGUGAAAACAAAUCUCGAGGAGCCUGA